This is a messenger RNA of Cladocopium goreaui, 539 nucleotides long. NCBI's taxonomy places the organism in Eukaryota, Dinophyceae, Suessiales, Symbiodiniaceae. The record is from the annotation of a GenBank genome assembly.
AGAGAUUGGCUCAACGGGCAAACAGCGCCCCCGCAUUCCUUUGGCAACAGCUCCGUUCCGCAUCGUUGGCAUCAUGGGCGACCAACAUCAAGUCCAUGUGUGGGAGAACACCUACAUCAUGCAGCCCAAGGACAAUGAGAAGAUGCUGCCUUCGAAAGUCACUGCGGUGAUCAAGAACGUCAUGGAAAGCUACUUGCAGGACAAGGAGUAUGCCGCUGAAGAUGCCAAAGCGUGGACAUUGGACUUGAGCAAUGAAAUCAAGGCCUCCGUCAAGCAGGAUUUGAACAUCCCACGAUAUAAGAUCAUUGUGCAGGUGAUUAUUGGAGAACAGGCAUCGCAGGGCAUCCGUGUGGCCUCCAAGUGCCUUUGGGAUGUGAAUUCGGAUAAUUGGGCCUCGCACACUUUCCAGAACCAGUCGCUCUUUGCCGUAGGCAUGGUCUUCGGCUGCUACUAUGAGUAGAUGACCCAGACAGCCUCUGAGCGCUUUGUUUCACAUGCUUGUACACCGCGAGGCUGGAGACGUUGACAUCAAGGAUUUA